Messenger RNA from Salvelinus namaycush (lake trout), 942 nucleotides. RefSeq names its product E3 ubiquitin-protein ligase RNF12-B-like. Lineage: Eukaryota; Metazoa; Chordata; Actinopteri; Salmoniformes; Salmonidae. The record is from RefSeq and is a predicted model, not a curated record. The coding region runs from base 200 to 901 and encodes 233 amino acids. The transcript is spliced from 4 exons.
ACCAGCAGGUUUAUACGAUUGUGUUUAGUGGAAGCGCGGUGAGAUGAUCUACAGUGCGCGCGGGACUACACUCUGACCUACACACCAGCUGGCAUCUGCAACAAGAAGGACAAUUUUGCAUGUACACAUAAAAAUUCUAUUUAUUACAUCUGCAGAAAACAUAACAAUUGUCAAGUGAACCUUAAAUAAUUCUACCAUCAUGGAACUUGACGCGUCUAUCAUUCUCCCUGCGCUCUUCUUUACCAUUCUUGCUGUUGUCUUGGCAGCCAAAUUCAUCCCCAAAAAACUACCAGAGGGGCAGAAGAAGAGGGUUAAAGUAGGCAACGGAGACGACAUUCCUCCUUCCAGAGCAUUGACACCUGCAGUAGGAGUAGUGGAAGUACCAAAAGUGGAGAUAGUACCAAAAGUGAAGGUACCCCCACAAGUGGUAGAAGCUGAAGUUCUAACCGAGCCAGUAACAGUUGCCCCAGUAGUUGAAGAGAUCAAUGUUGCAGAAGAAGAGACAAUUUCAGGCUCUUUAACUAUCCCCGAGGUUCAGGCUGUGCCAGAGCCCGUGGUUGAGCCAGAACCCGUGCCUGAGCCCAUCACUGAGCCAGAGCCCAUCCCAGUCGUUGUUGAGGAGCCCAUCCUUGAGCUCAUCGCCGAACCUGAACCUGUAUCUGUGGUGAAGGAGGUCCCCGUCAGAGAGCCCACCCCUGAGCCAGCAAGGGAACCCAAGCCAGCGAGGGAACCCACCCCUGAGCCCAUCUUCGUGCCAGAGCCAGAGGACCUUGAGAGCAACGCUGAGGAGGUGCACUUUACCCCAGGAAUGAAGAUUAGCAAGUUGGAGAAGCUGAUGACCAAGGAGGAGAUGGAGGAGGAGCAGAGGAUAGAGCUCACACCUGACUUUACCUCUCUAUAAGCAACAUCGACAAGCACACUGUGAGUUAGGAAGGAUUAUGG